UGUCCUGCUCGAUUAGCACCUAUAAAAGCCUCCGUCGCGCCGCUGAUUAUUUGCUUCCUUGGAUUCUUUUCUUGCUCUUCACUCGAUCUCGUCUGAAACCCUAUAUUCUGUUCUUUUUCAUCUUCGAAAUCGCUUCCGGAAGAUAAUUCGAAGGGAAGCUAGUUUUUUUGAGAAAUGAAGGGUGAUGAGAGUGAUGGAGAGGAAACUUCCUCCCGCGGGAACGAUUGGGAAGUUGUGUCACUGACUGCAUCAACAUAUGCUGCUGCACCUGGGCCAAAAGGAUCCGAGUCGUUCUAUGAUUACAAGAAUGAGGUAGUCACCAACGAUGAGGAGAAAUCCUCUCCUGCAAUGUUCAUGUCCAGUCACUUUGUAUAUCCACCACAACAGCAUGAAAAUUUUCCAGUGGAGCCUGAUAACAAUGAAAUUCAUAAUGGACUUGGAGGAGAAGGUUUGGACCAAGCAUGUGGGCUGGAGACAGUGCAAGGUGAUAGACCUGGCAAAACCGUGGAAGAAGAUUGGAAUAUCAAAGGAUAUUCUGAUGGGCAUGAGAUACACGGAAUUCCUUUAUUUAACAAAGUGAACCGGAAUCUCUCUUUUCAUGCCACAGAAUUUGAAGAAGUCAAGGCUUUGCAAGGUCUAAAUUUUGCUGAAAAGGAGCAGAAUGAAUACGAUACAGCUAAAUUCAGUUCUUUUCAUGCCGAAACGGAUAUAAGUGGAGCAACUGGCUAUGAUGAAAGCACUUCUAUUUCUGAAUCCAACGACCCUUCCCAGCUAAAUUCAGAUUCUCCUUUGGCUGAGUCAGAGUCUCAAAAGGGAGAAAAAGAAGAUAAGCAUAAUGAGUCUGUUCUUCCCUGUGAAGCAUGGUGGAAAAGGCAAGCUGUGUCGUUAUAUAACCAUGCAAAGGAGGGAAACACAUUUUGGUCUGUCGUUGCUGCUGCUGCUUUUUUGGGGCUUGUAAUUUAUGGGCAGCGGCGGCAACAUGAGAGCUGGCAGAUUCAGCAACUUAAGUGGCAAUGCAGUAUCAAUGAUGAGAAGAUAAACCAGAUGUUGGGCUCCAUCUCAUGGUGCAAAGACGUGCUUGUGGGCAGCAACCGGAACGGUCCAGUCAUCCGGGUCAGCAUUACUGCAGCCACAGCUGCAGCUGCAGCCGAGCAUUGAUGAUGAUGAUGACGACAACAACAAUAAGGAUGACAUAAAAAAGGUAAGGGUGUAUAUAAAGAGGGAGGGGUCUGUUUACAGCAGACUCUUACUUCAUUACUGUAAGACUUAGGCUUCUUUGACAGCAUCAUUUGUUGCCUUCAUGUACUCUUUAAAACCUUCAUGUAAAUCUGGAUUUAGCUUUUAUGUCUUUAUACCUGCCAUGUAUAUAUUGUUAAAAUGUCUAUAUCUCUACCAGAUAUAUAACGCGAGUACGAGUAACAUUUGGACAA
Messenger RNA from Magnolia sinica, 1430 nucleotides. Its product is annotated as ATG8-interacting protein 1-like. The record is from RefSeq and is a predicted model, not a curated record. Lineage: Eukaryota; Viridiplantae; Streptophyta; Magnoliopsida; Magnoliales; Magnoliaceae. Gene Ontology annotation, cellular component: intracellular membrane-bounded organelle. The transcript has 3 exons. Bases 175 to 1158 code for a protein of 327 amino acids.